CCCGGCUCGGCACCGACGAUUCCCAUGCGCGAACAGAUCAAGGCGGGUUUCAAAGACAUGGGCAAAUCGGCGUGGUCGUCGGCGAAGAACUUUGGGUACAUCGGUGGCAUCUAUGCCGGAUCUGAGUGUGCGAUCGAGGGCUUCCGGGCGAAGAGCGACCUCGCAAACGGCGUUGCGGCCGGGUGUUUCACGGGAGGCUUCCUGGCGAGGUCGGCGGGUCCGCAGGCGGCGGCGGUGGGAUGUGCGGGUUUCGCGGCGUUUUCGGCGGCGAUCGAUGCGUAUAUGAGGAUGCCGAGCGAUGAUAAGGCGGCGGAUCCGAUUAUCUGAAAAAGGAUGCGAUUACCAUACGGAUGCGCCAUGUCUGAGUCGGGAAUCGACUGGUCAAGAGUCGGACAUUUUGGUGGGAAAUUCGACAGGUGAACGUCGAGACGAGAGACUGAAACAUUUGCAAGAGCAUGCUACAGAGCGCGGUGAUUGUGGGCGUUGGCGUUUGGGAACUGUGUGAAAUAUUAUUGUAACAUAUGGGAAACGGGUGGACGAGCCCGUGGCGUUUGUGCUGGAAGAAAACUCGACUCUGAGCGGCUCUUAGCUGUCAGGUCUGUUACGCUUGAUGUUCUGUAAAGGAGAGACUAUCAAUCUCACGAUAGAUUUACUCCUAUCUUUGUGCUCCUUCCUAGAGACUAUUUUCCAGGUCUUGCUAAUGGAUGUUAUUGAAUGUUUCGGCAGUUGGAUUCAAUUGUGACACGGUCGAGUCCGCGUCCACUUUCUCAUAUCUUAAUCAUGCGGCGAUCUCCAAUUAAUUUUUAGUAU
Molecule: messenger RNA, 810 nt
Organism: Dissoconium aciculare CBS 342.82
Lineage: Eukaryota; Fungi; Ascomycota; Dothideomycetes; Mycosphaerellales; Dissoconiaceae
Product: mitochondrial import inner membrane translocase, subunit Tim17/22
Exons: 1
Coding region: 25-327 (100 amino acids)
Biological process (GO): protein insertion into mitochondrial inner membrane
Cellular component (GO): TIM22 mitochondrial import inner membrane insertion complex
Molecular function (GO): transmembrane protein transporter activity
Source: RefSeq, a predicted model, not a curated record